UGAUUUACUUACAGCCCAGAGUUACCGUCUAGCCCUUGACAAAGUUCCCUUUUGCAUCUGGUCCCUAACUUUUCAUCAAUUUAAAGAAACACACCGGUUCAGGCAGGACCCAUAACCUCUUUAGCCUCCCUUCUCGACGCCGAGCCACCGCUCUCUCUCUCUCUACCCCCCCUCAACAAAAAAGUCUUCCCUUCUCUCUCGAUCUCCUCUCAAAAGGUAAAAUAUUUGGAUCACUGGGGUUAGGGUUUUUAGGGUUUCUCUUCCAAUUCGUAGGAAGAGAGAACAAAGGCGGAGGUAGCAUCGGUCGGCUUUGCCUCUUCGCUCCUGCCGACCGCACCAUCUACGUCUGUAAAUUUCCGUACAUAUUGUGUGUAUUUUUUUUACAGAUUUUAGCGUUUUGUUUCGGGGAGCUUCAACUGUUGGAUCAUCAUCGGAAUUAUAUCGGGUUGAAAGGAGGGGUCCUUUACGAUUGGGCUCUGCUAUGAAUCAUGAUUGGGACCCAAAAGUACUACUUGAGUGAUAUCUUGUAUGAUUCUGCGAUGAGAUGGUGAGUGCCAUUCUUAGUAGGAGCCAAUCAGCUCGCAUCAGGACUCAGAGCUUCAACAGCCCCAGGGCUUCUCUAGUGAAAAGAAAGUGGUGGGCUCCUGAAUCCUUCUUAAAUGUCCUCCCUGUAGUAUUAAUCUUGAUAGCCCUCGUUCUCGUGCUUGGAUCUGUUGCCUAUUCGUCAUAUUUCCGGGAUUUAAGCCGUGGGAAUUUGGUCCCGGGGCUUGUUGACCGGGAUGAGAAAUGUGAUGUCUUUGAAGGAAGCUGGGUGAGGGAUGGCAACUACCCCCUUUAUAAUAGCUCUGAGUGCCCGUUCGCCGAAAGGGGUUUCAACUGUUUGGCCAACGGGAGGAAGGACACGGAGUAUCAGAAGUGGAGGUGGAAGCCGAAGCGCUGUGAUGUACCCAGGUUUAAUGCUUCGGAGAUUUUGGAGAGGCUGAGAGAUAAAAGGGUGGUCUUUGUGGGAGAUUCGAUGAGCAGGACACAGUGGGAGUCUUUGAUCUGUAUGCUUAUGACUGGUGUGAGUGAUCCUAACAGUGUUUAUGAAGUUAACGGGAAUCAGAUCUCCAAGACGAUUCGGUUUUUGGGCGUUUACUUCCAGGCUUUUAAUCUUAGAGUGGAGUUCUUCAGGUCUGUCUAUCUUGUGCAGCAGGGCUUGCCACCUAAGCAUGCUCCAUCGAGGGUCAAGUCGGCGCUCAGGCUGGACAAGAUGGAUGAAAUAAAUAGGAAAUGGGUUGAUGCGGAUGUUUUGAUUUUCAAUUCUGGUCACUGGUGGACGAGGACUAAACUAAUUGACUCGGGUUGCUAUUUUCAGGCUGCACAAUCAUUAAAGCUUGGACUAUCUAUAACCUCUGCCUUUAGGAUGGCAUUGAACACCUGGGCAAGUUGGGUUGAAACGAGGAUCAAUACAAACAAAACUCAUGUCUUCUUUCGGACAUAUGAGCCUUCUCAUUGGAGCGAAUCGAAUCCAAAAGUCUGUGAGUUGACAGAGCAGCCUAUGCCAGAUGCCCAAGGAAAUGACAGAAGUGAGUUUGCCGACAUCAUAUCUGAGGUGGUUAGGAACAUGAGAGUUCCCGCGGUCGUCCUGAAUGUGACUUCAAUGGGGGCAGUUCGGAGUGAUGCUCACAUUGGAAAUUGGAGCCAUCCUGUGGCCAGUUUUGAUUGUAGCCAUUGGUGUCUCCCUGGAGUACCUGAUGCUUGGAAUGAGCUUUUAUUCUCCUAUUUGCUGACUGACGGGUGGUGAUAUUUGGGAAGAUUGGGAAGAUAACAAUGGUUCUUUGGAUGCUAUUUUUUCAUUUAUUUAUUUUGCAUCAUAGUUUUUUUUUUUCUCUUUUUUUAAAAAAAGAUUUGUUACGGAUGCUGACUCAGGCACAUCAAUUCUUUCGGAGGUCUUGCUAGUUUGCUGCAAUAUCAUAGUUGUAGCUUCAUGCGUUCACCUUUUUUCCCCCUUUACCUUUAGAAGAGAAAGGACAUAUAUUCGAUCACUGCGUAUCAUAUGAAGGUUGUUAUAUCAAUAUCAGUUUUUCUCAUGUAUACAUAAUUUUUUUUUAAAAAGGAAAUAUAAUUGUGCUAAUUGCAAGA
Molecule: messenger RNA, 2124 nt
Organism: Asparagus officinalis (garden asparagus)
Lineage: Eukaryota; Viridiplantae; Streptophyta; Magnoliopsida; Asparagales; Asparagaceae
Product: protein trichome berefringence-like 7
Exons: 4
Coding region: 545-1786 (413 amino acids)
Cellular component (GO): Golgi apparatus
Molecular function (GO): O-acetyltransferase activity
Source: RefSeq, a predicted model, not a curated record